Camelus dromedarius (Arabian camel) is the source of this 2135-nucleotide messenger RNA. RefSeq names its product LIM zinc finger domain containing 2 (gene LIMS2). The record is from RefSeq and is a predicted model, not a curated record. NCBI's taxonomy places the organism in Eukaryota, Metazoa, Chordata, Mammalia, Artiodactyla, Camelidae. Gene Ontology annotation, biological process: positive regulation of substrate adhesion-dependent cell spreading; cell-cell adhesion; positive regulation of integrin-mediated signaling pathway. Gene Ontology annotation, cellular component: cytoplasm; focal adhesion; cell-cell junction.
CGGGGAUCAACGCCCGUUGGGUCGGAGCGGGAGGAGGCCCGCGCCAUGGCGGCCCGACUGGGCGCGCUCGCCGCGUCGGGGCUGUACCGGCGGCGCCAGCACCGCCAGAGCCUGCCGCCCGCCGCGCCUGGUAACAUGUCCAACGCCUUGGCCAACGCCGUGUGCCAGCGCUGCCAGGCGCGCUUCGCCCCUGCUGAGCGGAUCGUCAACAGCAGUGGAGAGCUGUUCCACGAGCACUGCUUUGUCUGCGCCCAGUGCUUCCGGCCCUUCCCCGAGGGGCUCUUCUACGAGUUCGAAGGUCGGAAGUACUGCGAACACGACUUCCAGAUGCUGUUUGCGCCGUGCUGCGGGUCCUGCGGCGAGUUCAUCGUCGGCCGUGUCAUCAAGGCCAUGAACAGCAACUGGCACCCCGGGUGCUUCCGCUGUGAGCUGUGUGACGUGGAACUGGCCGACCUGGGCUUCGUGAAGAACGCGGGCAGGCACCUGUGCCGACCUUGCCACAACCGGGAGAAGGCCAAGGGCCUGGGCAGGUAUGUCUGCCAGCGGUGUCACCUGGUCAUCGACGAGCAGCCUCUCAUGUUCCAGAAUGACGCCUACCACCCGGACCACUUCAGCUGCACCCACUGCGGGAAGGAGCUGACGGCCGAGGCCCGGGAGCGGAAGGGCGAGCUCUACUGCCUGCCCUGCCACGACAAGAUGGGCGUGCCCAUCUGCGGGGCCUGCCGCCGGCCCAUCGAGGGCCGCGUGGUCAACGCGCUGGGCAAGCAGUGGCACGUGGAGCACUUUGUCUGCGCCAAGUGCGAGAAGCCGUUCCUGGGCCACCGGCACUACGAGAAGAAGGGCCUGGCCUACUGUGAGACCCACUACAACCAGCUCUUUGGGGAUGUCUGCUACAACUGCGGCCGUGUGAUCGAGGGUGAUGUGGUGUCAGCCCUCAACAAAGCCUGGUGUGUGAACUGCUUCUCCUGCUCCACCUGCAACAGCAGGCUCACCCUGAAGAACAAGUUUGUGGAGUUCGACAUGAAGCCUGUGUGUAAGCGGUGCUACGAGAAGUUCCCGCUGGAGCUGAAGAAGCGGCUGAAGAAGCUGGUGGAGCUGGCAGCCCGCAGGGCUAGCCCAAGUCCGCAGGCCUUCACCCUGCCUGAGAGCCCACCCUGCCCACCUGUCCUCCUGUCCAUCCGUCUCCUGCCCACCUGUCCUACCCACCUGUCCUCUUGUCUGCCCGUCCCUUGUCCUUCCAUCUCCUGCCCCCUGCCCCCCUGCCAGCCUGUCCACCUGUCCAUUGGUCUUCCUGACCGCCUACCCUUCUAUCUGCCUCCUGCCCUCCUGCCCACCCACACUCCUGUCCAUCCAUCCCCCGUCCGCCUGUUGUCCUGCCCACCCAUCCUCCUGUCCAUCUGUCCUCCAGCUCACCUGUCCUCUUAUCCAUCUGUCUCCUGCCCACCUGUCCUCCUGUCCAUCAUACCCCCGUCCACCUGUUGAACUGCCCACCUGUCCUGUGCAUCCGUCCUCUUGCUCCUGGGGCCCCUUCUGUUGGUGGCUUCGCUCCUCCCCCUGCUCCCUGUACCUGUUGCCUCUUCCAUCUCCUCCCUCUGUUCCCUCCUCUCCAUCCCUUCAUGCAGCCAUAGGGCAGGGCCCCAGAGGUGGUGAGCCUGUGACAGGUCCACGUCCACAGCUUCAACCCAAGGUCCUCCAGGAACAGGAGCAAAUUGGGGCCGGAGUCCUGGCCUGGCUUCUCCUGACCUGUCCCAUCCCCGCAGGUGGCCUCGGGGGCCCUACUACACACACACAUGCAGCCUGCAGCCAGGCCACCACCGCAGCCCGGGGGCCAUGCAGGUGAGGGGCCUCUAGGGAACCUUCCUUCUACCCCCCGACCACGCGCUCACUCAACCAAAGAGAAUUCCUGCCUGCAGACCAGGCCAGCCAGUCCUGCCGCCUCACCCCACGGAGCAGCAGGCAGGACGAGGACCCCGCCACCAAGGCGCUUGCUGGCCCUCCGGGUGUGGCUGGGCCAGGAGGUGGCGGGUGUGGGUGGGUGGCUUAUUCCAGCCUCCGGGGAGGACGCUUCCUCCGCACAGGACCUGGCAUCGGGCCUCACACUCGCACAGCAAAUGAAGGCUUUUUAUGCAACCUCA